Pogoniulus pusillus (Red-fronted tinkerbird) is the source of this 2722-nucleotide messenger RNA. RefSeq names its product ELAV like RNA binding protein 1 (gene ELAVL1). The record is from RefSeq and is a predicted model, not a curated record. The transcript is spliced from 7 exons. Lineage: Eukaryota; Metazoa; Chordata; Aves; Piciformes; Lybiidae. Bases 189 to 1322 code for a protein of 377 amino acids. Gene Ontology annotation, molecular function: RNA binding. Gene Ontology annotation, cellular component: ribonucleoprotein complex.
UCAGGUCUCAGUUGCAGGGCAGAACUCGCGUUCCCCCUGCUGCGAGGCAGUGGGGAAGGCCUCGCGCACAGACGAGACCCCCGUUUGCCUCCUGGGUCCUUCCCGCUUGCAGCGAGCCAGGCGGAGAGGCCGAGGCUGGCUGGGGACCGGCUCCUGGCCUUUUCUGAAGCUCGGAGACGUCCGCGGGGAUGGCUCGGGUCACGCGGCCUGUCACGGUGUACUAUAACAUGUCUAAUGGUUAUGAAGAUCACAUGGCUGAAGAUUGCAGGGAUGAUAUUGGUAGAACAAAUCUAAUUGUCAACUACCUCCCUCAGAACAUGACGCAGGAUGAGCUGCGGAGUCUGUUUAGCAGUAUUGGCGAAGUUGAGUCUGCAAAACUCAUCCGGGACAAAGUUGCAGGACACAGCUUAGGCUAUGGCUUUGUGAACUAUGUCACUGCAAAGGAUGCUGAGAGAGCAAUAAACACACUGAAUGGCCUCAGACUGCAGUCAAAAACUAUCAAGGUUUCCUAUGCUCGCCCAAGCUCUGAAGUUAUCAAGGAUGCUAAUUUAUAUAUCAGUGGCCUGCCAAGGUCCAUGACACAGAAGGAUGUAGAAGAUAUGUUCUCACGCUUUGGACGCAUCAUCAACUCGCGUGUACUUGUGGAUCAAACCACAGGUUUGUCCAGAGGGGUCGCAUUUAUCCGGUUUGACAAAAGGUCAGAAGCAGAAGAGGCAAUUACAAAUUUCAAUGGUCACAAACCCCCAGGUUCCUCCGAACCCAUUACAGUGAAGUUUGCAGCCAAUCCUAACCAGAACAAAAAUGUGGCCCUGCUGUCCCAGCUGUGUCACUCACCAGCUAGACGGUUCGGAGGGCCGGUGCACCACCAGGCGCAGAGAUUCAGGUCAGCAGAGAAUCAGGAACUGCCACCGCCAUGUUCUUGGCAGAGAGCAGCACGUGUACCACCUUUAAGUGGUUUGCAUAUCACCAGUGGUACACCACAGUUUGGGAACCCCUGGUUCUCUCCUAUGGGUGUAGAUCACAUGAGUGGGCUUUCUGGUGUAAAUGUUCCAGGAAACGCAUCUUCUGGCUGGUGUAUCUUCAUCUACAACCUUGGGCAAGAUGCUGAUGAGGGAAUCCUCUGGCAGAUGUUUGGCCCCUUUGGUGCGGUUACCAAUGUGAAAGUUAUUCGAGAUUUCAACACCAACAAGUGCAAAGGUUUUGGUUUUGUGACCAUGACAAACUAUGAAGAAGCUGCAAUGGCCAUAGCAAGUCUUAAUGGCUACCGCCUGGGGGACAAAAUCUUACAGGUUUCCUUCAAAACCAACAAGUCCCACAAAUAACUUGCUCGUGCUUUCCUAUUUUUGGUUUUGGUUUUGGUUUCUUUUUUUUUGUAUGGAAUAGCUAAAAAAUGGAGUGACAGAAGUUGAACCAUUUUUGUUUAGUGUAAAACUCAUCCUGCGCCAAGUUUCACAAGUGUUUGUCUUUAGUCUAAAUGAGAAGUGGAAAAGGUUUUAUAUUCUGGGAUGCAACUGACAUGUUCAAAUGUUUUGGAAAUCCCACAAUGUUAGACCAAUUUUUAAGUUCCUUUUUAAGUUAUUUCAUUUCAAACUUGUUCAAAAAAGCAAACAAACCCCCAACCCCCCCUCCCCCUCCCGAAAUCUCCAUUAGAUUGCAUUGACUACAGCCUCUGGAUGGUGGUAAAACUGAAGCAUGCUUUCACUUAUGAGACUAACAUUUGUUCCAUGGAAUAUUGGCUGCAAAAACUGGAAUUUUCUGACAAGUAUCAGGCUGAAUUGGUUCAUUUUUUCUUGUUUUGUUUAUUUUGAGGUUGAUGUUUUUCCUUCCCACCCCCCCCCUUUCCCCUGCCACUCUAACCCCCCAGCCUCAGUAGUACGGAAGCAAAGUUGAGCAAUGCAAAUGUUUAGUUGCCAGUCAACUGUUUGAGUUAAUUUGCAUCACUACACACAGAGCUGAGGAGCAGGCUCUGGAAAGCUAAGGGUCUUGUAAGUAGCAGCAUGCCAGCAGAGCUUUUAACACCAUUGAGGAGGAGGUAAGUUGCACAGGGAGCAGUGGCCAAGCUCUCCCAAUUGGCAGGUUUUAGAAGCGCAACUUUUUAAAGCCCACUUUGAUAGGAACGGACCAAAGAGUUUCAGAGAAACUCCAGGAAGAUUUCAGAGUCAAACCCAAAAACUCCCAAAAUUUACCUCCCCUCCCCCCCCCCCCCCCCGAAAGUGUGGAUUGCAGUUGCCACUUUCUCCACCUGAGAAUCUCUUCUGUCCGUAUUUAAUGCAUGGUGCACUACUUACUGGUACAUUGUAACGCAGCAAGAUGUGGAGCUGAUCCUUAUGGUUGGAAUCCCUUUGAGGAGCUCUGUUCUGUAAAGACUAAACCCUCCCAGUCUGUAAACAUUUGAGCAUUGUGUUUCUCGCAUCCCUUCUAAUGAGUGCUAGACUUACUCUUUCUCCUAUUUUAGUAGGGUUUUGUUUUGACAACUUAGCUUUUAUUUCUUGAACACUCAGCAGAAAAGUACUUACUACAUGCAAGUUAGAUAUUAACAACAACAACAAACCCAACCCUGUGAUUUGUAGAUGGAAAGAUGAAUCCCCCCUGAGUUUUCUGCAGACUGCCUUGAAACUUUGAGUUGUUCUGUUUCUGUUAAUUUUCUUUUGCUUUUUUGUGUUUUUUGUUUGUUUUUACUUUUGCAUUUAAGAACAUUAAAUUUGAUUUUGUUUUGCUCAAA